AUGGUAUAUUACUUAUACGACAUCAAUAUCAGUAUAUAUGUUGCUAUGCAUUAUUUGUUGGUUAUAAUAACUACUAGUUUUCUGUUUCUCAGGGUCUGUGGCAGUGGUACCAUCAUUUUCGUUUGGACCGUGGGGGGUCCCGGUGGCAGUCCUUGGAGUUACAUAGCCACCGAUGGGAUAAAGGAGAUAACCCUGGAUGUAGGGAGAAAUAUCAGGGCCAUUUCAUUUGCAGAUGCUAAGGGCUUUAUUUCUGGCACAUUCGGUGGCAACAACCCUAACAAUAUUGGUAAAGAGGAAAAGAUUACCAUCCAAUGGCCUUCGGAGUAUUUGACGUCUAUAACAGGAACCUAUGGAGAUUUUAAUGGACUUCUGGUUAUCUACUCCUUAUCGUUCGUCACCAAUCAGAAAGCAUAUGGACCUUUUGGGAGCCCCAGCAGUGGUCAGGCUUUCUCCAGCCCCCCGGAUGGUAAUGUUAUUGUUGGAUUCCAUGGAAGAUCUGGCUGGUACAUUGAUGCUAUUGGUAUAUAUGUGCAACCGGCACCAACAACUUCGUUGGGACCGUGGGGGGGUCCCGUCGGAAAUCCUUGGAGUUACAUACCCACCGAUGGGAUAAAGGAGAUAAUCAUGGAUGUAGGAAGAAAUAUCAGGGCCAUUUCAUUUGCAGAUGCUAACGGCUUUAUUUCUGGCAAAUUCGGUGGCAAAGACCCUAACAAUAUUGGUAAAGAGGAAAAGAUUACCAUCCAAUGGCCUUCGGAGUAUUUGACGUCUAUAAAAGGAACCUUUGGAAAUUUUAAUGGAGAUGUGGUUAUCUACUCCUUAUCGUUCAUCACCAAUAACAAACAUAUGGACCUUUCGGGAGCGCCAACAGUGGUCAGGCUUUCACUGCUAGUCCCCCAGCCGGUAAUGUUGUUGUUGUAUUCCAUGGAAUGUCUGGCUGGUUCAUUGAUGCUCUUGGUAUAUAUGUGCGACCGAGGGUCUAGGCAAUCUGAAGGUUCGAAGUUGACUUGCUAUGCAAGCCUUCAUGAAGGUUAUAAACAAUCAGAUGAUGGAAAUAAAUUCGAAAUUAAAACUACUUUUGUGGGUUUAAGGCAAAAGUAAUUGUUGUAUUACUUAAAUAAAGCACUUUUGCGGGUUAUGGCAAAAGUAAUUGUCGUGUUACGUAUUUGAAGACAUCAUCUGUUGUUCUAAGUGUGUGAAGUUGUAUUCUCGUUUAAUUUAAGUAAUAAAUUAAAUUUUUGUU
Molecule: messenger RNA, 1240 nt
Organism: Coffea arabica (coffee)
Lineage: Eukaryota; Viridiplantae; Streptophyta; Magnoliopsida; Gentianales; Rubiaceae
Source: RefSeq, a predicted model, not a curated record